GGAGCGGAGAGGCAAGAUGGCGGAGGAGCUGGCUGGGUCGUUUUCCCCUCAGCCUGGACGAUGCGCUUAUUUCGUGGCGCGGAAGAGACGCUUCUGCAAGAUGGUCCCGGCGCAGGGAAGGCGCUUUUGUGGGGAACACGCAGCCCAGGAGGAAGAAAAUGGCAAGAAAAGAAUUCCGUGCCCUCUGGAUUCAAAACACACUGUAUAUGAAGAUCUGCUACAAAAACACUUGAGAAAAUGUAAUUCAAGAGAGAAACCAAAGCCUCUCUACUUUGCUGAAGAUAUUAAUGCAGGAUUGAAAGAGGCAACAGAAUUGCCUGAGGAAAAGCAGGUUUCAGUUUCUGCUCUCUCUAAAGAAGAAUUAGAAGAUUUGAUUAGAAAACUGAAAAAAGCAAGUAAUGGCAUAAAAUCCAUUCUUAAGGACCAAACCUGUUCUCAUCAUGCCUUACAGGAAGCCUUAAGUGACCCCAGAAAUGGGGAUGCAGCUUUCAAGCAUUUGAAACAGCAGGCUUCUAUAUUAGGUAACAUGGAGAGAUUAAAUUUGCUUGGGACGAAGAGAUGUUUUGUUGAAUUUGGAGCUGGACGAGGAAAGCUGUCUCACUGGGUUGAUAUAGCCUUACAAGAUGCUAAAGAUGUUCACUUCCUUCUUGUUGAAAGAGCAACUACAAGAUAUAAGGUAGAUGGAAAGCACAGGAAAAACAGCUUUGAAAGGCUUCAAGUUGAUAUUCAGCACUUGUGCCUAAAUAAGGUACCUGUUCUUGUGAAAGAGAAACUACCUACAGUAGGCAUUGGAAAGCAUGUAUGUGGUUCUGCAACAGACCUUGCUCUGAGAUGUUUGGUUGAAACCUAUGCAAAUUUCUGUGAAGAUGACAGAAGAGAAAGUCCAUCAGCUAAACGUCGGAAGAGUGAUGGAACCAGCGCUGCUCUUGAUAAUUCCAGUGACACUUGUAGUAAAUCUGUAGCUGAGAACCAAAGCCCUGUGGCUGGCAUUGUUAUUGCAUUGUGUUGCCAUCAUAGAUGCGACUGGAGGUAUUAUGUGGGUCGAGAAUUUUUUACCGCACUGGGGCUUGGAGCAACAGAAUUCAAUUAUUUUAAAAGAAUUACAAGCUGGGCCACUUGUGGCAUGAGAGACAGUAGUCCCCAAACCUCUAGAAUUGAAACGGAGAGUGACGAACAAGGCAGUGAAGCUGAAGAACAUGACCCACCUGACAAACACAUGGAGUGCACUUCAGAUAGUCUGCAAGGGCUGCUGACCACCGAGGAACGAAAACGCAUAGGUCAGUUAUGUAAACUGUUGAUUGAUCAUGGCCGGAUUGAAUAUUUACAGCAAAGAGGGUAUGAUGCUGUCUUGCAGUACUAUACAGAUCCAAGUGUGUCCUUAGAAAAUGUGCUAUUGACAGCAGUACCACAUCAGUCUUCAUUACCUCAUUCAACUUCUUAAAGGGAGAAAGGAUUUUACAGUGACUGGACUUGUGCUGUGUAGGGUUUUUGGUUUUUUUCAGAUUUCAAUAUUGGCUCAAAACACCAAAGCAUUCCUCCCACAGUGAGAGAAUAUCGUAACAUUUUUCUCAGAGUAGAUAUGAGUGUUCUUCAGUCUUUCGAACUUGAAAAAAGUAUGAUAGUUGCCUCCUAGUAGUUGUAAAAAGGAAAUUGGCAGGAUUUAUUUCCAGUUGUUAUUGAUAGCAGCAAUAUUGUUUUCUGUGUUUUCUGAAAGAUAAGAAUUUGAAAUUGAAGAAUCCACAUACUUAAUUCUGCACACAACAUCUUAUUUACAGUCUCAGCUAAUGUAUUACUUUGUAUGUAUUAUAGAAGUUGUUCUACUCCAUUUUUUAAAACUGCAUUUGAACGCAUGAGUCCAUUUGUGUUGAAUUAAAGCAUUUUGUCUAAGCUUAUAAAAUACCUUUGUUCUGCCAGCAAAGAUUGCUUUUCUAGAACUACAGCCCCAGGUUGCUUUGGCUGCUGUUGGUGUCCAGAACAGUCACUAGCCAUGCACUAGAAUCUCUUCUGCAGGAAUAUGUCCACUACAGACUUUUUUCUUGAAAACUCAAAAAAUCCUUUAGGUGAUAUGGCAUGGGUACUGUGUGGGGCAGCCCAGAGAGGAAAAUGAUAUUAGUUUGGGUGGGCCCUGCAGAAAUGUGCUCCUUCCUCUGCACAUGGCAUACAAACACACUUUUAUUGCAGUCUUUCCAGAAAGAUUAUAACUAACCAGAUUUGGGAAAGAAUGCAGAAAAGCAGAAGAAAACACAGAGAAUGAAUUAUUAGGCAACACAGUAUCAGUACUCCAAAAAACCCAAUCUGCUUUUGCAUCCAAACUGAAGCAAAACUUCCAUGUAAAAAAAUCCAGAAAUGCUACAGAAAUUAGCAAAAGGCAGAAUUUUUCUAGGUGGUUCCUUUUCUUUACUUCUUGUCUUGGCUAUUACCAACUAGUGGCAAACAUUCACGGAGUCUAAAAUUCCUUUGUACCAAAGUAUUUUAAAGAGCAGUAGGACAUGAGCCAUCUGGUUUCUAGUCUCUGAGCAACAAGCCUAUCACAGUUGUUUUCCCAGCCUGCCCUCCCGCUCCCCUCCAGAAACAGAUUUUGACAUUCUGGGAAGGAAAUAUAGACUUUGGUAUUAGGAAGUGAGGCAACAAUAAUCUAAGCUAGCAGAUAAUACGCAGAGGUGCUAGUAAAAAGGUCACUGUGAAUAGGGAAUUGGAAUGUGUGCCAUUACUGUUAACACCUGCUAUUGUGCUUUGUUUGUUCUACUGUAUACCGUUAUCUUGCUUGCCUCUCUCUUGGCGUUUUUCCCAGUCUGGCCUGGCUGGGUGUGAGAAUGAACCUGAGUGGGCUGGGCCAGAGUUCUCUUGAAGUUCUGUGUGUGAUUUUUGAGUCAUUGGCUACAAGGCCUUGGACAGACCUAAGCUUUGCAAUAAAGAUCCCUUUCUUUUAUGAAGGUUCUUGUUGCUGGACUCAGUUCGUUACAGUCAUCUUUCUUCAAAUCAUCGAUGCAUGUUUUCCUCCAAGAAUUGAGUUCAUUUUAAGUAUGCAAAGAUACCUUUUCUGCUGUGUGAUUCCUCAAUGUAUGCUUGCAUGAACUGAAUUCCAUACAACUCUCGUUCUUCCUCCUCUUCCUCAUUCUCACAUGGAGGGAGUAUAAUCUGCAGUUUUAGCGGAUUGUCUCUGAAGUUGACAAAUCUAGUAAUUAGAAUAAUAGGUUAAGGCAGUGAUUUUGAAUUUUUUUAAAAGAGCAAUUUCAACCCCAACUGUUUGAUAGGAGAAAUUGCUAGCAGGACAAAUCCUGUUCAAAUCAGUGGUGCUUUGUGUUCGUACUAUGUAAUCUUCAGCAUUUUUCAGAAGCAUAGCCUACAUUUAUGAUUUAAUUCUAGUACUUAUUUCUAUACUUGUGCCUCCUUGUAAGAUCUCAGUGGUUUUAGUGGGGCUUUAUCUGUGUAUGGGAUAUCAAAUAUAACCUUGAUAGGAGAAUUUAAAUUGUUUAUGCAAUUAUAUUUAUUUGCAAUAGUUGUAUGUAUUCUGAGUUGUCUGUUGAAGUCAGUUUCAGCUAAGGUUGAUGCUGGCAUCUCUGCGAUAAGUACAGAUCUCGUCCAGGCAACUAGGUUCUUUACUUCUAUACUUCAAAAGCCUCCCCAGUGCAGAAUUCUGCAGCCAGGAUGUUGACUGAAGUAGAUUGUAGAGAGUGUAUGACUGCAUUCUUGGCUGUCCACAUGGGCUGCCAGUGUGUUUCUGAAUGGCUUGGGACCAGCAAACAUAAGGACCGUAUACUCCCUUACAAAUCUAUCCUGCCACAAGUCAUCUUUUGAGGCCCUGCUACAGGUGCCCCCGAACUUUUUUAGGGUAGGCAGGGGGACAACUCAGGACUCGGAGAUGAUCAUCUUAGUUGUGGUACUAAAACACUGGAACUCCCCGGAGAGAGUCACCUGUCCCCUUUUGUUAUUAUCUUCUGCCCGCAGGUGAAGACUUUUGUUUCAUCUGGUAUUCACUGAGUGACCCCUCCUUCUUGCCCUAUGUUUUAAUUAUUGUUUUUCUGCUUUUGUCUACAUAUUUUAGUUGGCUUUUCAUUGUUUUGAUGAAGUGUGUUUGGUUUUAAUGGCUUUGAAUAUGCAGUUUUCCUUAAUGUCAGCCACCUUGAUAGCCCUGAUGAGGGCAGAAAGAUGGGGUGUAAAAUCUGUAAAUAACAAUAAAUGAAUACAUUGGAACUUCAAGGAAUGAAGGGCAGGUGUCAAUAUAACAGUGAGCACAUAAAGGCUGGCACUUGGGAUUCCAACAAGACAGCCAGCUAGGGAUAAAAGGCAGAACUAGUUUGGGAAUUCCAAAUUCUUCAGUUCGUACCUAUUCAAUGCACAAAAGAUGCACACAAACCAAUUGAGUGUAAAUGCUUGGUAUCAAUCAUUUGACUAGUAAAUAAAUGUGUGCUCACUGUGAAUUGUAACACAAAGAGAGACUUGAACUCAUCAAUGACUGGGAACAGUGGAAAACAUUCUAAUUAGCAAAGCCCCAGAAAUAAUACACAAUGAGAACAGGACUAACUCAGACAUAGAGGGAACUUAGUGCAAGCAUCUGCCUAAACAGUCAAGGAAGUCCUCUUUCCACAGCCACUAAAUCAGCAGUGAUUGAAAGAAACAUCUAUCAGGAUACUUUUCUUCUCCUACAAGAUUAGUUGAUUUUGAUUACUGGAAAAUUAGGCUGCCAGUUUCAAAGCUCCUCACUUUGUCCCCCUCUGAGUAUGAAUAUGCCUUGAACACUCGAAAUUGGACUGCCAAAAGGGAGAUGGAUAUAUUACUAGGUGGGCCCACUGAUUUUCCUUAGUUUAAAGAAUGAGGCUUGAGUGAAGGGAGGAAUUUAUUAAUUUGGAAACAAAUGUGCAUUCCCAGAAACCAGUGACCAGAUUGUCUAUAUCUGCUGAUAGCUGUAAACAUGCAGUAGGUUGUGGUAUUUUACCUCAGGUUUGUCAUGCCUUCCAUACAAACAGGAAUAUCUUGAAGUUUGUUACUACUGAGGACAAGGGUACUUAGGUUUGCUAGGUUGCAAAUGGCUUCUGGCAAGUUAUUUAUUUCAUUCCGUUGGAGCCACAAUGUAUGCAGGUUUUCCAUUCUGCAAAGAAAAACAGCUCUAUUUAUUAUGAACAUUUCUUAAAUUCUCUUGACACCUCUUGUCAUCUCUGAGUAUGGUUAUAUCUCCACAACAAAACAUCAGCAUAUGGGGUGUCCUGUGAGCAAUUUUGCUGGUUUUCCAUCUAGACAUUUUAUAACAGCAGAAUAAGGAAAGACUUCUGGGAUCCCAGAAUGCUGAAUCCAAUAUUUGAUAAAAGAUGUAUGGUUCUCCCACCAAUCAUUUUAUUCUUGCCACAAUUCUGGGAGAAAAAUUGGGCUCACCCAGUUUCUUUUUCAUACCUGCUGUGGUAGAUUUUGUUUGAAAUGCUUUUCUAAUCCACAAGAUAGGAUUUUGGAACAAACAGCAAGCAUCUGGAGAAGGAUGGGAAAGAUUUCCUCCACCGAGACAUUCUGUGAGCUUUUAUGCUGAAUUCAACCUUUUCCAACCUGAGAGCUUUUAUGCUGAAUCCAAUACUUAUCCUUCCAAGGAGAUUGUCUGCUUUUAUAACAUCCUGUUAGAUCUGUUAAUGUGCUGCAUUAUAGACCAGCUAACCCCAUCCGUAAAUGAGUGAAAAGAUUAAAUUCAGUUAUAUCUGCCUUGGUGAUCUUUCAAUUACAGCUUAGGGAACAUCUUUUGCUUUGGGCAGUGCAAUGAUAUAGUUUAAUAGAGACACAUUUCUGCAUAACAAUACACAGUAUUGACUCUUACUGUUAAUAUGAAAUCCUGAUUAUAGCCAAAUAAUGGAGGCAGGAUUUUUCUCCAGUACCUGUCAAUAUUGCCAGGGAGUUCCUUCAGCUGAUUUCCUCCCAUGUCUAGCCAUUCCAGAUUAGGCAUCUCCAGGAGGACUGAUGGGAAAGUGGCAAACUGGUUCAUACUCAGAUCCAUGUGAUAAAGCCUUUUCAGAUUGCUGAGCUGAUGAAAAGAGGGAAGGGGCAACUGUCAGCAAGGACUCCCAGAUCAGAAUACAGCAGCUUAAUGUGGGCCUUUUAAAUACCCUUGCCCCCCAUUAGGUAUUUAGCCUUGCAGUGGGCUGCUGCCAGCUCUGUAUCAGACCACAUUCUUUAGAAGAUAUCUUUAGAAGCCAAUGACACUGUUCUAGACGCUUAAGAAUUCUAGUGAGGGUGUAUUGUUGUGGAACCACCUUUAGUAUUGUAUCAGCAAUGAAAGUCAACUACCACAGAAUGUCAAUGAACAGAUGGCUGAGUGAUCUGUCAGGUGCUUCCGGUUCAGUAAUCCAGUCUGGCCUGUUCCAGCAAUAGGUACCAGCUGGCUAUGUAACUGUAACCUUGUCGUGAUCAUAUAACUCUUGAAGAGGCCAUCGUUAGAUCCUAUGGAUCUGGCCAACUACUACCCAGUCCCAAAUCUAUAGUUUUGGUAAGGUAGUUGAGAGGGGGGUUGUGGAACAGCUGCAGGUAUUUCUGGAAGAUGCAUCAGUUUUGGACCCAUUCCGGUCGAGUUUCCAGCCUGGUCCUGGGACAGAACUGCUGGUCACCAUCACAGAUGAACUUCCCCAGCUAAUUUAAUUGUAAUUUUAAUUCACUAUCUUAAAAUAUGUAUUUAAUAUCUACUUUAUCUUGAGUGCUGAAUGUUACUUUACUCUUGUAUUUUAAUGAUACCGGUAGUUAUUUUAUCUGAAAGCUUAUGUGCUAUAUAGACUUAUUUAAAUACAUGAAUAGUGAAUGAGUAUAGUAAAUCUAUAUGCAAACAUGUCCAACAUGAACUAGUUACAGCUGCUUCAUAUGUUAUCAAGUAGGGAAAAUUGAAAUAUGGUAGAAUCAAGACAUCACAGAUUUUUAUUGUGGGAAGUCUGCAUAGAAGAAGGAAGAAAGGACAGAAAUUGCUUGGCUUUACUACUGUAAAGAUGAAAUAUUUCCUGUGCAAUGUUUAACAGUUACAAUCUUUUAAAUUCGCUGAAUUCAAUGGCCUAGAAAAGUUAGGAUUGUGCUGAGUCAGUUAAAACCUUUAGAUGGAUGAAGAAAGUGUCCCAUAUUAACUGUGCAACACUUUUAAAAAGUUAAUUAUCUUUAAUGAGUACCUAUAAAACUGCAUCCACAAAAUAUGAUUUUCCUUCAAAUCUGUUAUUGAAUAAGAAAAUGUAUGCAGACUUCAUUAACUGAAUCAGUUCCUUUAGCCAGAGACAGGUUGUAAUUGUGGUGAUGUGUGCCCUUAAGGAGUUUGAAUUGAUGGACGGAGAUAAGAUACCUGGGAAAAGCAGUUGUAGCUGAGACCUGGAGGAGUUCAGAUGUGGAGCUGCUGUUAGCUGUUCACUGUUUAACAGUUCACAUUGUUAAUUUUAAAUAAAGCUGUUUGAAACUGG
Sphaerodactylus townsendi is the source of this 7406-nucleotide messenger RNA. RefSeq names its product tRNA methyltransferase 13 homolog (gene TRMT13). The transcript has 11 exons. Gene Ontology annotation, biological process: tRNA methylation. NCBI's taxonomy places the organism in Eukaryota, Metazoa, Chordata, Lepidosauria, Squamata, Sphaerodactylidae. The coding region runs from base 17 to 1441 and encodes 474 amino acids. The record is from RefSeq and is a predicted model, not a curated record.